Pyricularia oryzae 70-15 is the source of this 1775-nucleotide messenger RNA. RefSeq lists its product as uncharacterized. The transcript has a single exon. Gene Ontology annotation, molecular function: protein heterodimerization activity; transcription coactivator activity; RNA polymerase II general transcription initiation factor activity. The coding region runs from base 494 to 1330 and encodes 278 amino acids. NCBI's taxonomy places the organism in Eukaryota, Fungi, Ascomycota, Sordariomycetes, Magnaporthales, Pyriculariaceae. Gene Ontology annotation, biological process: RNA polymerase II preinitiation complex assembly; DNA-templated transcription initiation. The record is from RefSeq and is a predicted model, not a curated record. Gene Ontology annotation, cellular component: transcription factor TFIID complex; SAGA complex.
GGGCAUCCAUAUUUUUGGCGUCUUGCAUUUUAAUCGCAGGAACACACGACCCAUAAAUAAAUCGAGAACAGGGAUCAGCUCUUAAGCUAUGGCCUGUGCACUUUAUUACCAGGGACGGUUACUCCGUCCGGGCGCAUGCGCGUAAACUGGUUGCAGAAAGCUUCACGCGACACAUUGAAUUCAAUCCAAAUCUCAUCCCAUCGCACCCUACUGUACUCCAGCAUUCAAUCUUGCAUUGAUGCGUCGGUCUGUCCCCGCCAGAGACGUUCAAUAGCGAUAAUUCAAAUGGCAAAUAUAUGGUCCUCUUAGCAUUGACGCGAACGACGGACCCGUAGUGCCACGAGCCGUACCCAAGCUCAUCCACCUCAUUUUGAGACAGCUGGAAACCCGCCGACGAGUGUCGUUGGCCUAAUCGAUCGCAGCCAAGCUCUCAAUUCUCUCCUCAAACUCCAAAAACCUUUCUUUUUCACGAACUCACGCAAUCCAUCACAAAAUGUCAACAGCAGCCCCUCAAACAAACGGCGUGCCACCGGCAUCCGGCAGCCAACAGACUCAAACCACAAACGCAUUCAGCUCCCAGCAGUCAUCAUCACAACAACCGCCGGCAGCCGGCCAACCACCACAACCCGCUGGCGCGACCGGCGCAUCCCAAUCACAGCAGCCGCAGGCCGACAGCACGCCUGCCCCGCGGCCGCGCGACGCCCGCACCAUCGAGCUUCUGCUGACGGCGCAGGGCGUGACGGCGUUUGAGCCGCGGGUGCCCCUUCUCCUCCUCGACUUCGCCUACCGGCACACGGCGGCGGUGCUGUCAGACGCGCUUCACCUGGCCGGCGACCCCUACACGACGCACGCGGGCGCCAAGCCGUCGGCCGCGCAAAACGCCACUGCCAGCGCCCCGAGCGGCGGCGACGCCAGCGUCUCAGCCUCGGCCAUCCAGGUUGCCAUCGCGAGCAGGCUCGCCUUCCAGUUCCGCGGGGGCGGCAGCACCUCCAAGGAGUUUCUUCUCGAGACGGCCCGCGAGCGCAACAAGGCCGCCCUGCCGCGCAUACUGCCGCACGAGUGGGGCGUCAGGCUGCCCAGUGAGCGGUUCGUGCUGAGCGGCAACGCUUGGGGUUUGACGGAUACAUGGGGGCCGGGCGAGGCUGGGAUUGAUGACGAUGACGAUGACGAUUCCGAGGAUGCGGAUGCGGAGAUGAGAGAUGCGAUGGAGGGCGUGGAGACCCAAGGGGGCGAUCAGGUCGAUGAGGAGGUUGGCGGUGAGCCGGUUGAGGGAGGCACUGUCGACGACGUGUUUGGGGAUGAUGUGGACGAGGAGAUGGCUGAGGAGUGAGAAGGUCCUGCUGUGACAUCGGUUGUGGGAGUAAAAGCAACCAGUUACCAUUUACAAAGGGUCUUCAUCUUGAAAUGACAGUGGGUCCUAUAGUACGACAUGGAGCUUCUUGGGUGUCGGCAAGAAGCAUAGCAUAACCUUUAACCUGGGAUUUCGUUUGCUCAUAUUAGCGGGAAGAUUUCAAAGGCAUGAUUUGGGGACAAGGAGCAGAGACAGCUUCUGAACGGGAGCUGCUCCGGGAUUGAAUCCGCCAAGAUGGCGGAAAACAAAGCUCAUUGAUGAAGCAGCCAUCAAUAGUUAUUCACACGUCGAAAUGGCACAAUCAGUCUAGUCUAAUUUUUAGUCACAAACUUGCUGCAUUGAAUACUCGAUUAUUGCUACGUUGGCAUAAGAACACUUGUGGUACAUGUCUAUCGGCUGCGAUCUUGCGCAAACAAAAACCUAC